Molecule: messenger RNA, 739 nt
Organism: Rhododendron vialii
Lineage: Eukaryota; Viridiplantae; Streptophyta; Magnoliopsida; Ericales; Ericaceae
Product: large ribosomal subunit protein eL34
Exons: 4
Coding region: 98-460 (120 amino acids)
Biological process (GO): ribosome biogenesis; translation
Cellular component (GO): ribosome; cytosolic large ribosomal subunit
Molecular function (GO): structural constituent of ribosome
Source: RefSeq, a predicted model, not a curated record
UUUGGAGACGUAUAUAGGGUUUCUUCCAGCGUCAAGAGAGACAGAGACAGACUUAGAGGUAGAGGGGCAGAGAGAGAGAGAGAAAGAGAUCCCGAAGAUGGUGCAGCGUCUGACGUAUCGCAAGCGCCAUAGCUAUGCCACUAAAUCCAACCAGCACAGGAUCGUCAAAACCCCUGGUGGAAAAUUGGUGUAUCAGAGCACUAAGAAGAGAGCGAGUGGCCCGAAGUGCCCUGUAACUGGAAAGAGAAUCCAAGGGAUUCCUCACUUGAGACCUGCCGAGUAUAAGAGAUCCAGACUUUCUAGGAACCGGAGGACUGUGAACCGGGCCUAUGGUGGCGUACUAUCUGGCGGUGCUGUCAGAGAGAGGAUCAUCCGAGCCUUUUUGGUGGAAGAACAAAAGAUUGUGAAGAAGGUUUUGAAGAUUCAAAAGGCGAAAGAAAAGCAGGCUGGAAAAAGCUAAAGACAUUAGACUUGAGUUUUGAUUGUUCUUGAAAGCAGUUUUGACUUUUGUGAGGUGAUUACCUGUUGUGCGCCAUAUCAUAGCGAGGUCAUUGUCUUGGAAUCUGAAUGAGCAUUUGUCUUAAGUCAUCUUUUUUGUUUUAUUCCUCAUCCCAAAACAUUGGAAAUAUGGUUUUUGCUUAUGGUGUGGACAUGUGGUGGAUGGCCUGUAUGCUUGGCAAUACUCAGGAUUUUCUUGUAUGAAUGUUAACUUAUCAGCCGAUACUCGUUUUUUGGCCAA